AUCACAUGAUCUUCUCUUUUUCUAGGGAGUCCCAAGCCUGAAAUUCAAUGGUAUCGAAGUGGGUUGAUCAUCUUAGGAGCGUCAGAGAUAUCUUCAGGAUCCACCGUGACCUCUACGAUCACCUUGUCCGAUUUGAAACGGAUCGAUGAUGGAGCUCUCCUGACUUGCGAGGCUAGCAACAACAAUAUCUCAAGACCAGUCAGACGCUCAGUGGCUAUUGUUAUGAAUCUUCCACCCACUGCAGUGUGGAUCCAACGAAAGGAUCGCCAUCUGAUGGCUGGGAAAGAGGUCAAUUUCCAAUGCUCGUCCAGCGGAUCCACGCCUCGAACACGCUUUAAAUGGUUGUUGGACUCGGAGCCUCUAAACCAAGCUGCCAUCUCAUCUUCGUCCACUUCCACGACCACUACCACCACCAACGCACCAUUGAGCAACCAUACCCAGGAAAUGGUGGCAAAAACCACUUUGUCGUUUCCAGGAGGAACCAAGGGAACAAGUACCACAACGCAGGUCUUCCGCCAAUCCAAUCUGAUCCACCAGCCUUUGAAUGCCAAUGUGUCGGUGAUCUCGUACAUUCCACUAAUAUCGGAUCAUGGCAAGGAGCUCCGAUGUCUGGUCGACAAUCCUGGCCUGAAAGAUUCAACCAUUGAAGACUCCCUCAUAUUGGAAAUCCACUAUCCUCCGAUGCUCUCCUUGACUCAUGGAAGCAAUCUGGAUCUUUCCACUAUCAAAGAAGGUGACGAUGUCUAUUUUGAAUGUCAAGUUCAAGCCCGGCCUGCCAUCGACAAAAUCACAUGGUAUUUAAAUGAGAAUGUCUUGCACCAAGAUCUGGAUGGAGGCAUCAUUAUCGCUAACCGAACUCUGGUCCUUCAGAAAGUGCGACGAAUUCAUUCCGGAUUCUACACAUGUCGUGCCAAAAACGUCGAAGGACAGGCCAGCUCAAACAAGGUUGGGCUAAAUGUGAAAUACUCCCCGGUGUGUUCGCACAGCGAGCCCAAUAUGUUUGGUGUGGCUGCCAUGGAAAAUAUGAACCUGGUGUGCGACGUGAAUGCCUUCCCCAAGGAUCUCACCUUUCAUUGGCGUUUCAACAACUCCGGGGAUGAAGAAUUCGAUCUGGACAACUUUAUGUCCAAUGGCACGCGCUCCAUCCUCACAUUCUCCCCAAUGACCAAAAGGGAUUAUGGAACCAUUUUGUGCUUUGCCAACAACGAAGUAGGCCGCCAACGCAAGGCCUGCUUGUUCCAAAUUGUUCCAGCAGGUCCCCCGCAUCAACCAACCAAUUGUUCGCAAUACAACCAUUCGUCUGAUGCCAUUCAGAUCAGUUGUCUUCCCGCUUAUGACGGAGGCAUGGAACAGAUCUUCACCUUGGAACUUAUUGAGCAAGGCAAUCGACAACUCGUCCGCAAUCUAACGCUGGCCUUUCCAGCCUUUGUGAUCACUCGACUGGAAUCUGCGGCCAUUUUUGAUGCCCGAAUAUUUGCCAGCAAUCAGAAAGGGCGUAGUGAGCCCAUCGAAUUGAAGGCCAGUACCCUGAAAAGGCCAUCCGAAAAACGGCUGGCCACGACGGCGUCGGGCGGAAAUGGCGGGCCUGGCGGACAACACCUUUCAACGGGUGGAGUCUUGGUCCGCGAGGAGUCCUCCUCCGAUGAAGAGGCCUUGUCCAGUGUUCAUGCCGGUACCAGUAUCACCCAUGAAAGUAGUCAUUUGAUCUUCUCCUGGCCCACCAAGACCAUCCUCAUCAUCAUAGUGUCGUCACUGACUUUAUCGUUGAUUGUGGUGGUCAUUAUUGGGGUCAUUUGUCGUAUUCAGUGCCGAAUGACGACUCACGCGGGCGCCCGAAUGACCACUAGCUCAUCCAGCCAGGAGAUUUUGGCAGGCAAAUCCAGCAUCGUGGGAGCUUCGUCCUCGUCCCUACUUCUGUCUCAACAUCACGGUCGAGAACGACUCCAAGAAGGGCCUGGACAAGAGGACAGUGACCUUGAGCUUCCAAUUAAUGGGAGCAAGAACCCUCCGCCCAACUCAGAAUAUCUACUUCACGACAACUUCUUGGAGCCCAUGGCCGGCGAGAUUUUACCUUUACCCAGUGGAACACCCAUGGAUCCCAAGCAAGGUCACGGAAGUCUACAACGCCCUCCCAAUCUCCGCGGACAUCCCCAUUCGCAAGUUUAUAGUGAAUAUUUUGGCCGGCGGAUGCCUUCCUCAUUCAAGACAUCUGGGAAUCACAAUAGUACCUUUGCUGGUGAUAACAUGACGCCACCGUUACCACCUCCCGGGGCUUCGGUCGGAUCGGGGGCUUCCCCAGGACCAGGCGAGGGCGGCCGUUCACUUCAUUUUCAUGGCCAGCCACAUCCGGGAUCUAUUCUGAAUCCGUCUCAGCUUCAACAUUCCUGCACUCACUCAUUUGUGCCCUCACAACCGGCCACUUCCAUGGCCAAUCCACCGCGAGAAAGACGAGGCUCCUCCAGCGAGAUCCUGACCUCUCUCGCAUGCUCUAACAAUACCAUGGGAGUUCCGGGGUCAUCACCUCAACCUUCGAAUUUCAUGCCGCCUCCCAUGGGAGACAUCAGUUCAUCAUCCUACAUCCAUACCUUUCCGCGUCAGCACAGACUCCCCGAUCCCAACCACGGCAACGGGAACAGCUUGGCCUCCGUCCUGACCGCCCCCAGUGGGACAUUUCCGUCUGUGCCCAAUUCGCGUUCCAUGAACCAUGGCUUUGACGCUGUGGGCACGCUCACCAAGAAGGGGGGAGAGCGACGGAAGACAGUGACAUUUUUGGGCGAUGUCACGACCAUCCAUCCCACAGGGGGUGAUCAGUUGAGAUUGGGCCCACCUCAAAGUUCAAUUAUGGGAGAGGACCCUCGAACCCUACUCUCACCGGGGUCCACGGCCACCAGCUCUGAAGGGGACGAGUACGUGGAGAGCCGAGUGUAAACAUUGAUCAUCGAAUCUUUUUUUCGUCUACUUUGGUAGCCUCUGAUCUCGAGACAGAAAAAGGGCGAAAGAUGUAUGGAGUAAGAAGAAAUGGGUGACCUCGUCAUCCCAUAUGGGGGAGGGUUUUUUUUUCAUCUUGAAGAAAUAGUAUGAGAUCAAAUCAACGUACGUGUACAAAUAGAGGAUCGACCGAUUCGAGGUCGAGAAGACUCGAAUUCUCCAAAGUCAAAACCCGAUGCCAAUUUUGGCCAAUGAUGGCCAAAACUCCUCUGUGAUAUAUUUAGCUAACAUGGUAUGAAAAUUGCUCCUAAAAUACGAGAUACCUC
Molecule: messenger RNA, 3254 nt
Organism: Tigriopus californicus
Lineage: Eukaryota; Metazoa; Arthropoda; Copepoda; Harpacticoida; Harpacticidae
Exons: 10
Coding region: 223-2928 (901 amino acids)
Molecular function (GO): protein binding
Source: RefSeq, a predicted model, not a curated record